CGGCUCCGGGGACGCGCCAGCCGGGAUGCACUUUUAGCGGCGGUCGCGGCCGAGCGCAGGCCGCGCUGGCUGCACCUGGCGCCGGGGGAAAGCGGCCGCAGAGCAGCGCGCUCUUCACCCCGGGAACCCACCAUGGAGAAGCGAGGGGAGGGAGAGCCGCUCUCCCACCCGCUGGAGCCCGAACCCGAUCCGCAGCCUGUGCUGCCAGGGGAGAAGCGCUUCAGGCUGUGGUACGUGGGCUCGUCGUGCCUGGACAGGCGGACCACGCAGCCCAUGCUGCCCUGGCUGAUGGCGGAGAUCCGCCGCCGCGGGCAGCGGCAGGAGCCCGGCGGUGCGCUAGGCAGCGGGGUGCCGGCCCGCGAGGUGCUGCUGCUGCUGGGCUCCCCUACGCUGCGCUGCGUGCCCGCUGGACCCGCCAGUCCCGGCCGUCCCGCUGGCACCGGCUGCCCCGCCAGCCCCGCUCCCGCCGUCUUCAUCUUCGAGCACAAGGCGCAGCACAUCGUCCGCUUCAUCCACAACAGCCACGACCUCACCUACUUCGCCUACCUGAUCAAGGCGCAGCCCGACAAUCCCGACUCCCCCAUGACCUGCCACGUCUUCCGGGCCACCGACCCCAACCAGGUUCCUGAUGUCAUCAGCAGCAUAAGACAAGUCUCCAAAGCAGCACUGAAAGAAGAUGCCAAACCAAGUAAGGAUAGUGAAGAUGCCUUCUAUGACUCUCAAAAAUUUGAGGUCUUAUACUGUGGAAAGGUGACAGUGGCUCACAAGAAAGCUCCCUCCUCACUAAUUGAUGAUUGCAUUGAGAAAUUCAGCCUUCAUGAGCGCCAGCGCCUGAAACUAUUAAACGAGCAGCGAAAUAAUGAGUCAAGUUUGGACUUACCCCUGUGUGAAGGAAAUGCUCCAGCUUCUCCAUUGGGUAGCCCAUUUGAGGAGCUGGACAGCCCAAAUAACACUGGAGGGCAUGCUGCGAUGUUUACAGUCGGCAGCCAGACCAGCUUGGCCAACCUGGCCAGCACUCGUGGCUCCUUUCCAGAGCGAAUCUUAGAGGACUCUGGCUUUGAUGAGCAGCAAGAAUUUCGCUCCCGGUGCAGCAGUGUCACUGCAGUUAUGCAAAGAAGGGUUCAUGACACAAACUUGAAAACACAGCCACGCAGGAGGCAUGCAAGUGCACCCAGUCAUGUUCAGCCUUCCGAUUCUGAGAAGAACAGGACAAUGCUGUUCCAGGUUGGAAGGUUUGAAGUUAACCUCAUCAGUCCAGACACCAAAUCUGUUGUGCUUGAAAAGAAUUUUAAAGAUAUCUCCUCAUGUUCUCAGGGUAUAAAACACGUCGAUCACUUUGGUUUCAUUUGUCGGGAAUCUGUUGAAGCUGGGUUAAACCAGUACGUUUGCUAUGUGUUCCAGUGUGCAAGUGAGUCUCUGGUUGAUGAGGUAAUGCUAACCCUGAAACAAGCCUUUAGCACUGCUGCAGCUCUGCAAAAUGCCAAGACGCAGAUUAAACUGUGUGAGGCCUGCCCUAUGCAUUCAUUGCACAAACUCUGUGAGAGAAUUGAAGGACUCUAUCCACCAAGAGCCAAACUUGUAAUUCAGAGACAUCUGUCAUCACUAACUGAUAAUGAGCAAGCAGACAUUUUUGAACGUGUUCAGAAAAUGAAGCCUGAAAAUGAUCAGGAAGAAAAUGAACUUGUGAUCUUACAUCUACGCCAGCUCUGUGAAACUAAGCAGAAAACACAUGUUCACAUUGGUGAAACACCAUCGACUGUUUCUAACAGUGCAGUUCCAGAAAGCACCAACAGCGGUGGCAGGUUUAAACUUGACAUUCUGAAAAACAAGGCCAAGAAAUCCUUGACUAGCUCUCUGGAAAAUAUCUUCUCAAGGGGAGCCAACCGAAUGCGAGGCCGCCUGGGAAGUGUGGACAGCUUUGAGCGCUGCAACAGCCUUGCUUCUGACAAAGACAUUUCACCAGGCGAUUCCCCACCAGCUACUCCUCCAUCGUCCCCUGUAUCCUCGGCCUGGCAGCCGUUUCCCGAGGAAGGCUCGGACUCCCCCCAGUUCAGGAGACGUGCACACACCUUCAGCCACCCCCCGUCCAGUGCCAGGCGCAGGAUAACCUUCCAGAACGGGAGGUCCCAGAGCGUCCGGUCCCCACUGCUGCGGCAGACCUGCGUCGAGACGACAAGUCCUGUUAUUGGGGUUCGGCGCGCUGUCACUGAGAGUGAAUCUGCGUCGCCUGGUCUCCCCUCGUCUGUCUCUGCCCCUUCUUUCCUGAAAAGCUUUUACCAGGGCUCAGGAAGGUUGCUCCAGCACUCAGAAAGUGACUUCUUUAAGAGUGAUGGGGAGGGAAAGAAAAGAACAUCAACUGUCUGCAGCAAUGAAUCUCUAAAUGCUGCGGGGGCUGCGCUUACACCUCGCCGCAUCUCCUGGCGGCGGAGAAUAUUCCUGCAGGUAGCUUCACCUAUGAAUAAAUCUCCUUCCAAGAUGCAGCAUCCAGAUGGUCAUGAUGGAAGUGAACUGUUACCAUUAUCGCCACUUGCUCCACCCCUGGAAGAGGACCCUCUUGUAGUAUUGCAAAAUGAGGAUGGUCCAGAUAAAACUGGAGAGAAGAAAAACUCAGAAGAACUACAAAGUCUGUGGAAAAAAGCCAUCCAUCAACAAAUCCUGUUACUUCGAAUGGAAAAAGAAAAUCAGAAGCUGGAAGAAGCAAGCAGAGAUGAGCUCCAAUCAAGAAAAGUAAAACUGGACUAUGAUGAAGUUGGUACAUGUCAGAAAGAUGUCAUAAAUGUCUGGGAUAAGAAGUUACUAAACUGCAGAGCCAAAAUCCGAUGUGACAUGGAAGAUAUUCAUUCCACUUUGAAAGAAGGUGUACCAAAAAGUCGUCGGGGAGAAAUUUGGCAGUUUCUGGCUGUGCAACAUCGAGUCAGACACAGGCUGCCCAACAAGCAGCAGCCUCCUGACAUCUCUUACAAAGAACUUCUCAAGCAACUGACUGCUCAACAGCAUGCCAUCCUUGUAGAUCUAGGACGGACGUUUCCUACGCACCCUUACUUUUCUGCCCACCUGGGAGCAGGACAGCUCUCACUCUUUAAUCUCCUGAAAGCAUAUUCUUUGCUGGACAAAGAAGUAGGUUACUGUCAAGGUAUCAGCUUUGUAGCUGGAGUGCUGCUUCUACAUAUGAGUGAAGAACAGGCCUUUGAAAUGCUGAAAUUCCUCAUGUAUGACCUUGGCUUCCGCAAACAGUACAGGCCAGACAUGAUGUCACUACAGAUUCAGAUGUAUCAGCUGUCAAGGCUUCUUCAUGAUUAUCACAGAGACUUGUAUAAUCAUCUUGAAGAAAAUGAAAUCAGUCCCAGUCUUUAUGCUGCACCGUGGUUUCUUACACUGUUCGCAUCUCAGUUUCCAUUAGGAUUUGUAGCCAGAGUAUUUGACAUUAUUUUUCUUCAAGGAACAGAAGUCAUAUUUAAAGUAGCAUUGAGCCUACUUAGCAGUCAGGAAACAUCUAUAAUGGGAUGCGAGAGUUUUGAGAACAUUGUUGAUUUUCUUAAAACCACUGUUCCGGAUAUGACUCAGCCUCAAAUGGAAAAAAUUAUUACUCAGGUGUUUGAAAUGGAUAUUUCAAAACAGCUCCAUGCCUAUGAAGUAGAAUACCAUGUGCUUCAGGAUGAACUGCAGGAAAAUGUGAAUCCCUGCGAUGAAGGUGAACCUCUGGAGAAGCUGGAGAGGGUGAACAGUCACCUGAAGAGACAAAACAUGGAUUUGUUGGAGAAGCUACAGGUAGCUCAUGCUAAAAUUCAGAGUUUGGAAUCCAGCCUGGAGACUAUUUUGACUCGAGAGAACAAAAUGAAGACUGCAAUUCAGUCCCUGGAACAGGAGAAGAUAACUUACCAAAAGACUCUAGAGCAGAUAGUGAAGUAUUUGCCAGCAGAAGCAUUGUCUGACUGUGAACUGCUCCUGAAGGAAGUAAACUACAACCCUAAUAAUAAAAUAAGGAGUAAGCCAUAAACCAAGGUUUUCUAGGCAGCAUUUCUUCAAAAUAAGGGGAAAGAACAGUUGAAUAUGCUGCUUUCAAAGGACUUAAUGAUAGGCAAUGGUAUUAUCCAAAACUAGUGCUGGGACACUCAUAGCUACAGAUGGGCCUUCAAAUGUCAGUAUGCAAAUUCAGGCUAUUAAUUUUUUUAUGAUUAUGUAAAUAAAUCACAAGGGGAAAAUAAAGGAUUCUCAUGUGUAAUUAUGGUGAGUAAAUGUAUAUUUGGAGUUGCCUAAAGGAAAUGAGAAAUUCAAGUAGUCAAAGCCAAGAUAAUGGUGAUCUACAAAUUCACUCUGGAUAUGCUUGUCUUGUAGUGAAACGAGGAUAGAGUGUCUUUAUAUAUAUGUAUGUUGAAUAAUACUUGAAAUAAAAAAAAAGAAGAAUGUAAUUUUCCCUCCAAAGAGCAGCAUGUUUCACAUCUCCUGUGGAAAAUCUGUGAACUCAUGUGUGCCUCUUAAUUCUGCUGACAUUGUGUGCACAGACCAUUUAGCAGAACAAGUAUCAUGACUUGGUUUAUACAGAAAGAGCUCUAGUGCCAUCUGCUGCCUGGGCUGUACCAGUCAGCAUUGUAAUUCCACAUGCAUGUUUGAACUGGAAACAAAAAGGAUCACGUCAUAGCUCCACCUCCAUAACUCAGAGCUAAGAAAUAUGUAUCUAUACACACUCGCAGAACUUGCAAAGGCAAGAGCUAAUGGUGACUGCUACUUCCAUCCCAGCCUGUUUGCUUCCACCUGUCCUGGGGUUGGUCAUGAUGACAGGAGGAAGGAAGCAAGGCUGUGUAUUUAUUCUGAUGCUAAAUUUCUGCAGAAGACUUGCUGUCAGACGAGUUAGGUGUUAAGGGUUUCUCAUUUAACCAAAGAAAUACUGCAAGAAGCCUUGUCUUAUUGUAGUGGGAGCCAGAAAGCUGUUCUUGAAUUUUAUUUGAAGAGAAAAUUGAGGCAGGUUGCAGAAAGUUAAGCUUAAGUGCAUGAGAGGGGACCAAGCAAGUUUCAAAUAUGUACCUUUCAGUUUUCACACAUGCAGUCAAUAUACAUUUCAAAGGGGAUUCUGAGGUACAGGUGAAGUUUUAAUAAUGCUUUCCAGGCUAUUCCUGUUUUAAUACUGCUUUGUGGUCUUCUUUUUGAAACAGAAGUCAUGAAUUUGUAUGUUCUGAGCAGAAGGUGAGGUAAGCUCUGAUUAUUUCAAGGGAGAAAGUAUGUUUAUAAAGGUAUAAAAAGAUGCAUAUAGAUUUGACAAUGUUUUUAAGUGGAAUUUUUGAGAAGGCUUAGACAAAUGUGUAAUAGACACGUGUUUUGGAGUGCAUGUCUGAACUGUUAAUUGAGUGAUACAGUGACUCAUGUUAUCUCUUACCAAUUAUACUGUAUUUCAGGAAGCACUUAAUCUUUUUAGUAAGAAAAACAAUGAAGCCAAGUGCCAAAUCCAGCAGUGUCUUUAUGCAUAAGGUUGUCCAAUUUAGGAAGUAAGGACUGAGUAUCACUGCUUUCUAAGUUAUGCUUUAUGUUAACAUAAAAGUGAGGAACAGCAAUGCUGAAUUGCUGCACGCUGCUCUGGGACUUGGGGGCUUGGGGUCUCCUGGGGUUUUUUGUUGUUGUUUUUUACUUCCGCCGUGUUUUAUUUGAUUACAGAUGCUGAUUUACUUAACAGUCUUUGUUUUUACAGUUGGGGUGAAAGGUCUUAACACUGUGUAUAAAAUUAUGUGGAAUCUGUUUAGGUAUUUCAAGUAUAUUGUAUUGUACUAGGUGGGAAAAUGCCAAAUGGAAAGGCAGUUGUUUGCAGUUUUGUUCAGAGUGAAUUUUAGCUGAUGUGUACAUACCAAACCAAUCCCAGGAACUGCAGUAGCGUGUAUUACAAAGAAUCAAGGUUAUUCAAAUACAACUUUUUUUUAAGAUACAUUGAAUGUGCUUUAUCCUCUGUUUCACUUACAAAAUUUUUCAUGUAAUGCCUGGAGAAAUUCCAAUA
This is a messenger RNA of Melopsittacus undulatus (budgerigar), 5980 nucleotides long. It is a transcript of the gene TBC1D4, whose product is annotated as TBC1 domain family member 4. The record is from RefSeq and is a predicted model, not a curated record. The coding region runs from base 133 to 3996 and encodes 1287 amino acids. NCBI's taxonomy places the organism in Eukaryota, Metazoa, Chordata, Aves, Psittaciformes, Psittaculidae. The transcript is spliced from 21 exons.